This is a messenger RNA of Sungouiella intermedia, 1329 nucleotides long. The record is from the annotation of a GenBank genome assembly. Lineage: Eukaryota; Fungi; Ascomycota; Pichiomycetes; Serinales; Metschnikowiaceae.
AUGCUUUGCUCUCGUCAAGCCAAAUCCGUCUGUCGCCCCCUUAUAUCUACGGCUGCUAAGUGGAGAAUAUGUUCCAGGAGUUACAACUCACAGACAAGCCAGGACCAACAGAAAACAUUCUUGCAAGAAUACAAAAUUAGAUCGUCUUUGGAAAGACUCAUUUACUACUAUGCCAGCCAGCCAUUGACCAAGUUCUCUAUUCUGGCCUUGUACGACCAGUCACGGAAACUCAACAACUCAGUGAUUCUACAGUUUGCUCGAAAUACCGUAGAGCAGCUUUUGGCUUAUAAUGCCCGAAGACUUAGACGCUUCAGAAACCUACCAUAUUUGGUGAUGUUGAAUCCGUCAAUCUCAGAGCUGUACAAUAUGUACUUGAAGACCAUGUCUGUGCUCUUGAAUGCGUCGCUCAAUCCGCCCACCACUUUGGAGGAGAACGAUAAAUUCAAGAAUGAGGUACUCAAUAAGUUUAUCGAGAUUCAUGCCGAUGCAUUGCCCAUUCUUUCUAAAGGGUUUUCCGAGGUGAUGCAUUUGAUCUCCACCAACGACAUCAAAUUGUUUUUGGACGAGCACUUGAAGGAGCGUAUCAGCAUGAGGCUCAUAGCACAUCAGCACAUUCUGCUCACGGAUUCAUUGUCCACCAACGACUAUGUAAAGGGCGGAAACUUCAACGGAGUAGUCAAGGAACUUGACAUUCGGGCAGUGAUUCAGAAGAAUGCAGACUUGGUCAAUGAUAUCUGCCUCAUGAAGUAUGACCAGUCAGUUCUGGUGAAAAUCGAUACCAAUCUUUAUCCACCCAGUUUCUGGAACCUGAGGGACGCUCCGCCAUCGCUGUUGAAGCUCAAGAAUGAGACAGACCCCAUUAUUUUCCCAUAUAUCGAGUUCCACCUCGAUUAUAUUCUCAUGGAGCUUUUCAAGAACUCGUUCCGAGCUCAGAUCGAGAACCAUGUUUCUGAUCCGGUUCAGGUGACUGUUUCCACAUGCAACAAGCCCUCCUAUCUUGAAUUGCGAAUCAGAGACAAGGGCAAGGGAAUUCCUCCCAAUGUGGUCAAGCAUAUGUUUGACUACUCGUUUACAACCUACGAAUCUGGAGAAGGUGACAGUUACAAGACACUCAAUGUACCACCAGGCGAAGGAGGAAACACAGUAGCGGGCAUGGGCUAUGGACUUCCCCUUCUGAAGAACUAUAUUGAGAUUUUCAAUGAUACAUUAGACCAGGAAAUCGCCGACCAUCCGGAUCAAGAAGAGGUGAUUCCUACAAGAGGUCUGUUGACUGUGCAGUCGUAUUAUGGGUGGGGCACUGAUGUGUACUUAAAGACUGUUGGAUUUUAG